Messenger RNA from Nelumbo nucifera (sacred lotus), 2885 nucleotides. Its product is annotated as putative protein S-acyltransferase 22. Gene Ontology annotation, cellular component: endoplasmic reticulum; Golgi apparatus. Gene Ontology annotation, biological process: peptidyl-L-cysteine S-palmitoylation; protein targeting to membrane. Lineage: Eukaryota; Viridiplantae; Streptophyta; Magnoliopsida; Proteales; Nelumbonaceae. The record is from RefSeq and is a predicted model, not a curated record. Gene Ontology annotation, molecular function: protein-cysteine S-palmitoyltransferase activity.
GACUACUGGAAAAAGGAAACACAGUAAACAAGGAAAAAAAGAAACGAAAAGGGCGUCGUAAGGGUAAUUAUGAGAUAGAAAAGGAAAAACCAGGGCUCCCUCUUCCUUUUCCCCUCUCUUUCUCUCCCUCAGUCUCUCUCUCUCUCUCUCUGACUCUCUCUGUACAUUUAUUUAGAAGAACAAUGCAGAUCUUUGCCAGUUUAAAGAAGGGCUCACGAGGAACAAGAAAAAAAACCCAAACCCGCAUUCCUUACAUCUCUCCUUUCAUGACCUGGGAGAUGAUAAAGUGAUCUGAACAAGCUUUCUCAACUGGCCAUUCCCUUCUUCGGCUCAAGUUAAUAGUCCCCCGUUCCCACCAUCUUCCCCUCCUCUCCUAGCGAUAAGACCGGUGGGUAAUAAACAUGCAACCUUACUGGGUUGUUUUUUCAGUGAACCUCAUCACUCCCUGAGAAGCUGUAAACACAAAAAGAGCAAUCCAAAUCAUUCUUUUAUACAAUUGUUUCUCAAACCAGGAAUUGUAGCCAUUCUUUCAUAUUGGAAUUUUGUCUGCAAAACUCAAGUAAGAAAUGAGGAAGCAUGGAUGGCAACUUCCCUACCAUCCUCUUCAGGUGGUCGCCGUGGCUGUUUUUCUAGCGUUGGGUUUUGCUUUUUAUGUCUUUUUCGCCCCUUUCGUCGGAGGGAAGGUGUUUCAGUACGUUGUGAUGGGGCUUUAUACUCCCCUUAUUACAUUUGUAUUCGGCCUGUACAUUUGGUGUGCAGCAGCAGAUCCUGCAGAUCCAGGAGUCUUCAAGUCCAAGAAGUAUGUUAACACUGUCAUUGAUGGAAUGCAUUGUCUAUCCAAGGAAUCCAAAUUAGGAGGGGAAUCAAGUUCCUCAAAACAUGAUGUCAAUGCUGCAAUUGUUGGAGAUAAGCCCAUGGAUGAAUGCAAGGUGGACAAUGAUGCCACCACUGAGGUGGGCCCCACUAGUGAAAUUGAAAAGAAUACAUCCUCUCACAGUCCAUCUUGUUGUAUAUAUUUGUUGGGGUUUUGUCCAUGUGUGGUCAUGUAUAACUGCUUGAGUCCACAUGAACAAUCUUCCGAGUUGCAAACAAGUGAGGAUGGCAUGUUCUAUUGCAGUUUGUGUGAAGUGGAGGUUUGCAAGUAUAGCAAGCAUUGUAGAGUUUGUGAUAAGUGUGUUGACCGCUUCGAUCAUCAUUGCAGGUGGCUCAAUAAUUGUGUCGGGAAAAAGAACUACCGACAGUUUUUCACCCUAAUGGUUUCUGCCCUUUUCUUGCUUAUUCUACAAUGGUCGAUUGGAAUCCUUGUAAUCAUCUGCUGUUUUCUUGAGAGGAAGCGGUUCUCUGUGGAGAUCACCUCCAAAUUGGGGAGUAGUUUCUCGUUGGUGCCCUUUGUUGUUGUGGUGGCUUCAUGUACCAUUUUGGCUAUGAUUGCAACCCUACCCCUUGCCCAGCUUUUCUUCUUUCACGUUCUCCUCAUUAAAAAGGGAAUCAGCACAUAUGAUUACAUAAUUGCUUUGAGAGAGCAGGAUCAACAAGGAGUGGGAGGUCAGCUGAGUCCGCAGAUGUCACCUGCAAGCUCCCUUACUGGGUUAAGUAGUGCAAGCUCCUUCAAUACCUUCCACAGAGGUGCAUGGUGUACUCCUCCACGAUUGUUUCUUGAGGAUCAGUUUGAUGUGGUUCCUCCAGAGACUGGAAUGCCUAUUAGCUUGUCGGGGAAGAGGAUGGUGGGUGAGGAACAAGUCAGGAGAAAGAACCCUGGAGCUGUGAAAAUCAGUCCUUGGACAUUGGCACGCAUGAAUGCUGAAGAAGUCUCAAAAGUUGCUCUACAGGCAAGGAAGAAAUCCAGAAUCCUUCAGCCUGUGGUGAGGCGGCAGACACCAUUAGGCCUAGAAACAGACAGCAGCUUUGGCAGUAACAGUGGUCGGAUGGUUCCAAGGACUGAAAAUCGGAGGCGAGGUAACAAGCGGGUCCGAAUCCCAGCAGACCUCCCACUUGAACCAUUGGCUAAGACAUCAACCAAGGCUGCCAAUAGCAACGACAAUGACCUAAUUGUGGGAACAUCAUCCAGUUUGGCUCCUCUGCAACUUGAAGCACGCAGUGCUUUUCGCACAAGCCGAGCAAUGUCAGCAUUAACUGGGAUGGUUGCUUCUUCUCCUGAGAGUAGUCUAGAGUCUCCUGAUCUCCACCCAUUCCAUGUCUCAUCAGGGGCAGAGGAGAGCAGAGGUCUAACAACUCUUUCUUCUGCUGGUACUGCUUCUCAGAAUGGCAUACCCCUCUCAAGGUCUACUAGCGAUGGUUACGAGGCAUCCGGAGGGGAAGAUAGUGACCAAGUUCCUCCUAGAAUAGUUCAUAGGUCAACAAACUGGAGCGAACUCUUCAGCUCUGCGCUUGAAGAUAGGGCACUUAAAUCCAAGGCAUCAUCUUCGUCAAGCCAAACUAACCAUAUAAAGCUAUGACUGACUAGAAUAGAUGGGGUUUGGUGUUUUUCUGAUCUCCCCGAGUCCAAGGUGAAAAGUUGAAUAUUCUUUUAUUUGUGAUCUCAAUGGGACUUAGUGAUGGCCCAUUUCUCCUUUCCCUUGGAGCUGUAAGUUUGGGGUUGAGGUCCACUCUGAGAAGACGGAAGAGGGACUAUGAAUGAAUGGAGUAUGUUUUUUGCAGUGAAAACAUGCCUUUAUAUUCCUUGAAUUUCAUAGUGAUUUCUUGUUCGUGGUUCUUUCCAUCAUCAAGACAGGAUGAAGGGCCACAGUUAUGACCUAUUUUUCCAACCUUUUCUGUUCAAAAUGAAGAUUUCCCACAUUGGUGUUAACCUGUAAUUUUGGAUAUUUGAUUUUUUUUUUUUUUUUUUGGGAUAUUUGAAUGAGGUUAUUGUAAAGUUCAUCUUGCUA